Messenger RNA from Bombus pyrosoma, 3040 nucleotides. It is a transcript of the gene mei-9, whose product is annotated as DNA repair endonuclease XPF. Gene Ontology annotation, molecular function: damaged DNA binding; single-stranded DNA binding; single-stranded DNA endonuclease activity. Gene Ontology annotation, cellular component: nucleotide-excision repair factor 1 complex. The transcript is spliced from 17 exons. The coding region runs from base 244 to 2841 and encodes 865 amino acids. Lineage: Eukaryota; Metazoa; Arthropoda; Insecta; Hymenoptera; Apidae. Gene Ontology annotation, biological process: resolution of meiotic recombination intermediates; double-strand break repair via homologous recombination; nucleotide-excision repair involved in interstrand cross-link repair. The record is from RefSeq and is a predicted model, not a curated record.
CUUUAAAAGACCAGUUAGUAUAGGAAUAUAUGGACAUCCAUCACAUGAAAAUAGUAAAUAUAUUCUUUUAGUGUAUGAAACAACAGAUACAGAAAACAUAUCAUUUAAAAGAAAUUUAGAUAUUCAUAAUGAGGAACAAAAGCCAUCAAUCAUGUCAUCCAUUGCCUGGUAUUUGUUAGAUUUUCUUUUUCAUAUGUUAUUUUGAUGUGUCGUAAUACAGUGCAUGAGUUUUCUUAAUUAAUCAUGUUGGAGUACGAAAAUCAAAUAUUUUUGGAAAUACUCCAUGAAGAUGGUUUGGUUAUUACUGCAAAGGGACUUGGCUUAGAAACUGUAUUUGCAAAUAUAUUAAGAGCUUACAUAGAUCCUGGAAACUUAGUUAUAGUUUUAGGGACUACAAAUCACGAUGAACAGUAUUUUAUUGAUUUUUUAAAAAGUCAGGGACUCAAUCAAUUACCCCGUAUCGUAUCUUCCGAAUAUACUUCUGAUGAAAGAGAAGGACUGUAUUUGGAAGGUGGUGUGCUAUUUAUGUCAGGUCGAAUUCUUAUAGUAGAUUUCAUAAAAAAAAGAGUUCCGUUAAAUUUAAUUACUGGAAUUCUUGUAUACAGAGCACAUAAUAUAUUAAAUUCAUAUCAAGAAGCAUUCGCUCUUCGUUUAUAUAGGCAACACAAUAAAACUGGUUUUAUUAAAGCUUUCACUAAUUCAGCAUUGGCAUUUACUGUUGGAUUUAUGCAAGUAGAACGAGUAAUGAAAGCAUUAUUUGUUAAAAAAUUGUUUUUAUGGCCGCGUUUUCAUACACUUGUAAAUAAUAGUUUAGAAAAAAAUAAGCCAGAUGUUAUCGAAUUACACAUAAAAAUUACACCGAAAAUGUUAAACAUUCAAACUUCUUUACUUGAUAUAAUGAACUAUAUAAUAAAAGAACUAAAAAGGCUUAAUAAAUAUUUGGAUUUAGAUGAUUUAACUGUUGAAAAUGCAAUAGCUAAAAAGUUUCAUAAGCAAUUACAAUCACAAUUAGAUCCUAUGUGGCAUCAACUUAGUUCUACUUCUAAACAAUUAUUAUCUGAUUUAAAAAUGUUACGUGAUCUUCUCGCAUGUUCAACAUAUGAAGAUUGUGUAUCGUUUUAUGCAAUGUUAAAUCGCUUACGUACAAUGGAAUAUGCUGUAAAAAAUAGUGGCUGGUUAAUGUUAGAUUCUGUAGAUGCUUUAUUUAAAAAUGCGAAAGACAGAAUUUAUAACGAAAAAAAUGAAAUAAAACCUGAAGCUACUCCAAAAUGGACAGCAUUAACGGAAGUAUUACUUGAAAUUGAGAAUGAUAAUAAAAAGAACAAAGAUAACCAAAAUGCUGAAAAAGUCCUUAUUUUGGUACAUGAUCGAAAUAUUUGUUAUCAGUUAAGAAAUUAUUUAACUAUGGGUGCCAAUAAAUAUUUACUGUAUGAAGCAAUAAAGAAACUUUCUCAUAAAGAAAUAGCAAAAACAACUGAAAAGAAUGUAGAAGAAAAAUCUACAUCUGCAGAAGAUAAUGAACAUAAUACAGAGGAAGAACAAGAUGCUUAUGUAUUAACAUUAUCUCAAAAAGUCAGAGAAGAAAAUCAAUCUGAUUCAGCAGCUGAAGAUAACAAACAACAGACUUUAUUUGAAGAUUGCUCGCAAAUUGUUGAUCUGGAUUUAACUAACAUAAAUACAAAUACACCUAUUGUUUUGAUACAGUCUUUGAAAAAAUACGGUGAUCCAAUGGCAUUGCAACGUGCUUUAACAGAACAUACACCAACUAAUAUCAUUAUGUAUGUAGCGGAUAUAUCUGCUGUACGACAAAUUGAAGUUUAUCAAAAUAAUAAUCCAUCAAUAGAUUUAAAAGUAUAUUUCUUAAUCUAUGAGAGCUCAGUGGAAGAACAAGAAUACCUUACAUCUUUAAGACGAGAGAAAGAAGCAUUUCAUCUAUUGAUUAAUGCUAAAACUACAAUGGUUAUUCCUGAAGACCAAGACGGAAAAUCUGAAGAUUGUUUAAAUCUUGCAAUACAAUCGAAUGCAGAUGAUGAAUUGAGUACACGUAAAGGUGGUUUAUCGAAAAUAUCUGAAAUUCCUAAUACUGUCAUAGUUGACAUGAGAGAAUUCAGAAGCGAACUACCCGCUAUACUUUAUACACGAGGCAUGAAAGUUGAACCUAUAACAUUACAGGUGGGAGAUUACAUUUUAUCACCAGAUAUUUGCGUUGAAAGGAAGAGUAUUUCUGAUUUAAUUGGUUCUUUAAAUAGUGGGAGAUUGUAUAAUCAAGCUAUUGCUAUGACAAGACAUUACAGCAAACCAAUGCUUCUAAUAGAAUUUGAUCCAAAUAAACCAUUCUGUUUUCAAGGAUAUUAUUAUGCUAGCAAGGAUGUUCAAAAUAUGUACAUUACUUCGAAACUUCAACUUUUAACUUUACAUUUUCCUCGUUUGAAACUUGUAUGGUCACCUGGACCUCAUGCAACAGCACAAUUAUUUGAAGAAUUGAAGCAAGGAAAAGAUCAACCAAAUGCAGAAAAAGUUGCACAAGUUGGAAUUGAAGAAAACAAAGAAGUAUUAGCAGAGAAAUAUAAUCCUCGUAUUCAAGAUUUUGUUUCAAAAUUACCUGGAGUUACUUCCAAAAAUUUACAUUUAAUAUUAGGUAAAGGACAAUCACUAGAUCAUCUUAAUAAACUUACAAAGGAAGAACUUACUGAAAUGAUUGAAAAUAAGACCGAAGCAGAAAUGUUAUAUAGUGCAUUUCAUGAAAAACUUUCUUCAGCUGAAGAAAAAUCAAGCACAAAUAGUAAAAAACUUGCAUCCAAAGGUCGUGGAAAAAAACUGUUUACUAAAAUCAAACAGUAAUAUUUUAAAUACUUUACUUUUAAUAUGUUGUUUUCUAAAAUGCUAGUUGUUUACAUUAUUUUUAUGUUAUGUUUAUAUAAAAUUUAAGAUUUGUGGAUACUGUAUUGUAACUUGUGUGAUAUGAAGAGAAUUGUGUGUGUAUAAAUUUUAAAAAAUAAUGUAAUAAUAAUAAAAAGUGAGGCAUUUUUAUCUAUCAAAA